UUCUGGGUAGACAGUUGCGUAAGAAAAUCCAGUCGUGAGUCCAGCGGUUCGAGUUGAAUGUUUAUCCUUUCACAGCUCGCGUCAUGGUUGGCGUUUCCUCUGUAAUCCACAAGACAACAACGAUCUGUAACAUCAUCAUCACCUUAUAACCCUUUCGACAAACGAUUCAAUUCCACUUCAAUCUCUGUUUCGCAUCUUCCACUCCUCCCUAAUUCCCCAAAACCUAUCUCCGAUUCCCCGACGGAAAAUGAGCUGGUGGUGGGCCGGAGCAAUCGGCGCUGCUAAGAAGAAAUUUGAAGAAGAUGAACAACCGAGGAGCUUUGAGAGCGUAGCAUUGGUGAUCGGCGUUACAGGCAUCGUCGGCAACAGCCUUGCCGAGAUUCUCCCUCUUUCCGACACCCCCGGCGGUCCGUGGAAGGUGUACGGCGUCGCUCGGAGGCCGAGGCCAAACUGGAACGCCGACCAUCCCAUCGAAUACAUUCAAUGCGAUGUCUCCGAUCUGGAAGACGCCGAAGCCAAACUCUCGAAGCUCACUGAUGUGACUCAUGUGUUCUAUGUCACAUGGACCAAUCUACCCACAGAGAUCGAGAACUGUGAGGUCAACGGAAAAAUGCUUCGCAACGUGUUGCGAUCGGUGAUUCCGAACGCGCCAAAUCUCCGCCAUAUCUGCCUUCAAACAGGUACGAAGCACUACAUCGGAUCGUUCGAGAACAUCAUCGAUAAUCCGACGCAGCGGCACGAUCCGCCGUUCACGGAGGAUAUGCCUCGAUUGGAUACCCCAAAUUUCUAUUACACUCAAGAAGAUUUGUUGUUCGAAGAGAUCGAAAAGAGUCAGAAAAAGGAUCUGACAUGGGCGGUGAUCCGACCCAACACGAUCUUCGGGUUUUCCCCUUUCAGCUUGAUGAACAUCGUCGGAACCCUAUGCACCUACGCCGCCAUAUGCAAGCACGAGGGACGUCCGUUGAAAUUCCCCGGCACGAAAUCAGCUUGGGAGGGUUACUCAGUGGUCUCCGACGCAGAUCUGAUAGCGGAGCAGCACAUAUGGACGGCGGUAGAUCCAUACGCAAAGAACGAGGCGUUUAACUGCAGCAAUGGCGAUGUAUUCAAGUGGAAACACUUCUGGAAGGUUUUGGCGGAGCAGUUCAACAUCGAGGAUUAUGGGUUCGAAGAGGGUGAGAGAUUGCCGCUGCGAGAGUUGAUGAAGGGGAAGAAUGAAGUCUGGGAAGAAAUUGUGAAGGAGAAUCAGUUGCAACCAACAAAAUUGGAGGAUGUUGCUAAUUGGUGGCAUACAGAUAUAGCUCUGAGCGCUUCUGGUAACAUAGAUAGUAUGAACAAGAGCAAGGAGCAUGGAUUCUUGGGCUUCAGAAACUCCAAGAACUCCUUCAUUUCUUGGAUCGACAAGGUUAAGGCUUUCAAGAUCGUGCCCUGAUUUGGCGAGUAAUGUCCAUAAUUAUCAAUCUUCUCGUACUGAUUUUCAUUUCUGGAAUCUGUUUGGUUUGGGUUGCUCUGGUUUUACAAUAAAUGUUGGCUUGUUUAUAUAGUUUCUUGGUAUCUUAGUGACGAGUUCUUCGUGAUUCAUAGUGUUCCAGCUAGGGAAUGAUUUCAGUUUGUUUUAUGCUUUUCACUCAAUGAAGUAAUAAUCUUUUAGAAUGUUGUUA
Messenger RNA from Cucurbita pepo subsp. pepo (vegetable marrow), 1658 nucleotides. Its product is annotated as 3-oxo-Delta(4,5)-steroid 5-beta-reductase. The record is from RefSeq and is a predicted model, not a curated record. Lineage: Eukaryota; Viridiplantae; Streptophyta; Magnoliopsida; Cucurbitales; Cucurbitaceae.